This is a messenger RNA of Morus notabilis, 1272 nucleotides long. RefSeq lists its product as uncharacterized. Lineage: Eukaryota; Viridiplantae; Streptophyta; Magnoliopsida; Rosales; Moraceae. The transcript is spliced from 2 exons. The record is from RefSeq and is a predicted model, not a curated record. Gene Ontology annotation, biological process: intracellular protein transport; endoplasmic reticulum to Golgi vesicle-mediated transport. The coding region runs from base 277 to 942 and encodes 221 amino acids. Gene Ontology annotation, cellular component: endoplasmic reticulum; endoplasmic reticulum membrane.
AAGAAAGAGAAAGGAGAAACAAUUGAAGGACUUUAAACGACAAAAACUUUUGAAGCAGAUACCACAUCAAUAUUAUUAAAAGUCUCCCUCUCCCUCCUCAAUAACUUCCAUUAUCGAUCCAUCGAUUCUUUCUUGAGCUCCGAAACAUCCUCCGGUUCUUCUCCGAUUCUCUACGCCCCAGCCUACGACAAAACUCUGCAACCUUACACAACUUCCGUUCCUCAAACUCAAAAUCCAUCCAAGCUCUUGCCUUUCCUCGUUCUGUGUUGAGAGAGGAUGAUUCAGCUUCUGUUCAUGGUGGUUUUGUCGGAGAUGGCGGUGAUAAUCCUGAUGUCGUUCAAGACGCCGCUGCGGAAGCUUGUGAUCAUGGCGUUGGAUCGGGUGAAGCGCGGCCGUGGACCGGUCGUGGUGAAGACGGUGUCGGCGACUGCCGCAGUGUUGCUCGCGUCGAGCGUCUACAGCAUGGUUAAGAUCCAGAAGCGCUGGAUCGACGACGGCGCCUCCAAUCCCACCGAUCAGGUCAUCAUGGCCAAACACCUUCUCGAGGCCACUCUCAUGGGAUCAUCCCUAUUUCUUGUCCUCAUGAUAGAUAGAUUACACCACUAUAUUAGAGAACUUCGUAUACGAAGGAAGACUUUGGAGGCUGUUAAGAAACAGAACCAAGCAUUUGAGGAUGGCAAGACAGGCGGUUCUGAUGAAAUCAAAGCCAAAGAAGAAGAGAUGGCCACACUGCGGACAACACUGAAGCAGCUAGAAUCAGAGCUUGAGACAAAAACAAAGGACAUACAUGCUGCAGAAGCUAAUGCAGUUGCUUUGCAGAAACAAUCAGAAGGAUUCCUCCUCGAGUAUGAUCGUCUACUGGAGGAAAACCAAAAUCUGCGGAACCAGUUGCAAAUAUUGGAUCGAGGAUUGUCGCGUUCGAAUAGCAAGAAAAAUUCCUAAGGAAUCAUUGACCUCUUAAAAAUUUCAUUUUAUUUCAAUUUUUUGAAAAGUAUUUUGUAGGAUUUGUUGCGAGUUCAAUGAUGGAUUUGUUAGUUAGAGUUCAGUUUUCAUCUAUAGCAUCAUUGCAAGUGUGGAGAAAAUACAAGCAGCAGAAAAGAAAAAUAAAUAGGAUUUUAAGUUUUGUGUUUUAAUUUAUCGAAGAGCUGGAACUGAAGUAGAAUGGAUGAGUUGUAGUAUAUACAAAACUUUGAUUGAUUGCUCUGUUAUGUUUUAUUUAUCUAUAUGUUUUCGUAUAGUAUGUAAAAUUUGACCAACUAUGGACAGGGAAGC